Messenger RNA from Eruca vesicaria subsp. sativa (arugula), 1456 nucleotides. The record is from the annotation of a GenBank genome assembly. Lineage: Eukaryota; Viridiplantae; Streptophyta; Magnoliopsida; Brassicales; Brassicaceae.
AGAGAAAAAAAAAAAUAUUCACUUUGUUGUUGUUUUGGGUUUCAUCAGGAGAAGGAGAAGGAGAAAGUUUAGGUUUUUGUGUGUGUUUUGAUUCAUUUUUAGUGAUCGAUGGAUUAUAACUCAGGUCGUGGUUAUGAUGAUGAUGAUGACUCAUACCAUCGUCACCAACAAGACAAGCAGAUACCAGAUUAUGUAGUGGAGACUGUUGAUGACAGGAGGAACGGUGGUGCUCCAGCUGUUGUAGAUAUUGGUGGGAUGCAAGUGAAGCAAUCUAGUGACCAUCGUCAUUCUUCUUCGUCCAUGUGUUCUCCUGGGAAACUAUUCGUAGGUGGAGUUUCUUGGGAAACAUCUGAAGAAAAUUUUGCGAAGUACUUUGGGAAGUUUGGAGAAGUUGUAGACUCGGUAAUCAUGAGAGAUAGAAUGACUGGAAAGCCUAGAGGAUUUGGGUUUGUGACUUUUGCUGAUUCUGUUGUAGCAGAGAAAGUUUUGGAGGAAGAGCAUGUAAUAGAUGACCGGAAGGUUGACCUGAAAAGGACAGUUCCUAGAGGGGAUAGGGAAACUGAUAUCAAAGCGGUAUCAAAAACUAGGAAAAUCUUUGUUGGUGGACUUCCACCAUUUUUAGAAGAAGAUGAGCUGAAGAAGUAUUUCUGUGUAUAUGGUGACAUAAUUGAGCAUCAGAUCAUGUACGACCACCACACUGGAAGAUCAAGAGGGUUCGGUUUUGUAACCUUUCUGACUGAAGAUUCUGUGGACAGACUUUUCUCUGAUGGUAAAGUCCAUGAGCUCGGUGACAAACAGGUCGAUAUAAAAAGGGCUGAACCAAAGAAAACCGGAAGAGAUAACAGCUUUCGCUCCUAUGGCACUAGUGGUGGCAAGUAUGAUCAGGAAGAUUGUUAUGGUGGGCAAGCAAAUGAAGAUUACGAUAUGUAUGGUGGUUAUGGUGGCUAUGGCGGUUAUGGAUCAUACGCUGGGAACUCCAUGGUUAAUGCUGCUGGAUUUUAUGGUUACGGUGGUGGGUAUGGCUAUGGUUAUGGUUAUGGCUAUGGAGGUCAAAUGUUUAACCCUGGCUAUGGAGCUGGCGGUUAUAGCCAUAUGGGUGGUGGCUAUGGUGUUACUGCCGCAGCUGCUUAUGGAGGUGGAAAAGCUCAUGGAGACGGUAACAGUGGCAGAGGAAAUGGGACCAAUGGUUUAGGGCCAGGUCGAUACCAUCCUUAUCAGAAGUAAGAACUUCCGGCUGUUGCAUAGACUUUGUAAAAAGAAGUUUUUUUUUUUGGUUUUAGUUAUAAGGAACAGGUAAGAUAUAGAUUGGGAUGCUUCACCAAUUCUUCACAUUCAACUUCUGUGAGAGGGACCUGUUUGAAGCCAAGUCUGUUUUGUGACAAAGGGUGUUUAACAAUAUAGUUGGUAUUGAGAUUAUUUCAUAAAUUUUAAUGUACGAGUAUGAUUGAACUUAAAU